UAUAUUUUCCAGAUACUGAUGAGAUGGGAAGGGAAGCCAUGCUGCUUCCUUCUCUCUGCUGCCGUCGUCCUGUCGAGCUUGCCUGGAGUGCAUCAGUAGCAACAAUGGCGCCUACAAAGAAGUCUAAAAAGGCUAUAGAGAGUAUUAACUCUCGGUUGGCUCUUGUAAUGAAAUCUGGCAAAUAUGUGCUAGGAUACCAUCAGACUCUGAAGUGUCUUCGUGCAGGAAAAGCAAAACUGGUCAUCAUUGCAAACAAUACACCAUCUCUCAGGUUACCCUCACCACUGGGUUUUCAAGUUGACAGCCAAGCUCUUACUAGUGAUCAAGCCGGCACGACCGAGCGAUCGCUAAAGAGUGAUAGUCCAGCACCUGCUUCAGACUGUGAACCCACUUUGGACUUCGAGGUCACACGACGGCUGCUGGAGACCAACCUGAGGGACACUUAUUUUUUCUUCUCAAACCAUCUGAAACAACUUUACUCCAGCAAAACGAAAAUGAACCAAGAGGACUUUAAUAACUUGCAGAAGGAAGGUGCCGAGCGCGUAAGGGUUCUUCAGUACGACCUAUGGAGGUUGAGUCAGAUGGGAGGCAAAGAAGGAAGCUGGAGGAAGCGAGAGGCCGAAGACCUGAGUGAGGAAGUUCAGCAGCGUUUACACCGCCUGCAACACCCACACAACUGUGCCACUGCAAAGAAACUUUUCUGUAAUCUCGAAGUGGGAUGUGGUUUUGGCUGCCAGUUCCACCGCCUCAUCCACUGCUUCAUGGCAGCCUAUGGAAAAAACAGAACACUUAUUGUCAACUCUGCUGGCUGGCGUUACUCUCCCAAUGGCUGGGAAACUGUCUUCCAGCCUUUCAGUGAAACAUGUACCAACUUUUCAAUGAAAAAUAUAACUAAUUGGCCCGGCACAAGCGACUCACAAACGGUGCGAUUUCCCCCAUUCUACACCAUAAUUCCAAUGCCAGAAAACAUGCCAUUAGCCAUCCCAAAAGACAUCUCGAAACGACUGAUUCGUUUGCAUGGUCACCCGGGCGUCUGGUGGGUGGGUCAGUUUAUCAAAUAUCUUUUCAGAUUUCAGCCGAACAUGAAAGAGAUGAUCAAAAAAACAGAAAAAUCCAUUCAAUUUCAACAUCCCAUUGUGGGUGUACACGUGAGACGAACUGAUAAGCGCAGCGAGGCAAAGUACCAUUAUGUGAAGGAAUACAUGGAACAGGUGGAGGAGUACUUCGCAGGUCUCCAGAUCUUCAACCCAAAUGUUACGCGAAGGAUCUACCUGUCUACCGACGAGCCCAAAGUCUUUGAAGAAGUCAAGAAAAAGUAUCCUCAGUACAAGAUUCUAUACCAAACUAAGAGUGUGGAGGUGGUUGAUCUUGCUAAACGGUUCACUGAGGCUUCGCUCAUAGACCUCGUAGCUGAUCUCUACUUCCUGUCCCGUACCGACUACAUCGUUCUGACCUUUUCAUCCAAUUUUGGCAGGCUGGCGUACGAGAUGAUGCAAAUCUGGAGUCCUGACGCCUCUGGCAAAUUCUUCUCUCUCGACACUCCUUACUUCUCUCACUCAGGGCGCCCAAACUUCGCGAGGAUGCGUUUUUUUCACCAGGAUCGCAGAGUAAAUUUGACCAUACAAGAGGGUGAGAGAGUGAUGCUGCCCUACAUUGGCCACAACUUCCCCAAGGAACUGAAAGGUCUUUACAAGAGUAGUGAGAAAAUCCCUCCUUACAAGAUGGAGAACCUAGUCGAUGUCGUCAACCUGUCGUCCCCUUGAUGGUAGCCAGAAAGA
Molecule: messenger RNA, 1778 nt
Organism: Cherax quadricarinatus
Lineage: Eukaryota; Metazoa; Arthropoda; Malacostraca; Decapoda; Parastacidae
Product: alpha-(1,6)-fucosyltransferase
Biological process (GO): protein N-linked glycosylation
Molecular function (GO): alpha-(1->6)-fucosyltransferase activity
Source: RefSeq, a predicted model, not a curated record